GUACAAAGACCUCUUAUAUAUCAAAAGAUCAAGUCAAAUCUGAUUUCUCAUGUCAUGACCCUUUAAAAGAAGUGAAGGAAUCUGGAGCAGAUGGAAGAGAAUAUGAGAAAACAAGCAGAAUUACUGUCACAUCAUCAGAUUUACAGUCAAUAUAACUCCUGAAUCAAAAACACAUCAUGAGCCGACAGAUUAAUCAGACGGCCGUGAUUCUCGUGAAUCACAUGAGCCUUUCUGACAUCAUCAGCAUCAGAUGAGAUUUUUUGACACAUUUCUCAAUACUUGGGUCACUUUUCACCCAGUUCUCCUGACCAACUUCCAGUGUGGCACAUCCCAAAAUAUUUAUGUAUUGGAGCCGGUUCUGCCGUUGAGCUGUUCUGCUGUCAGUCAGCGAGUCUGAAGUGUGUGGGUUCGGUCGGGUCACGGCACGAGUGCAGCAGGCGUGUGUGGAAUGCAACCGUAUCUCUGUCGCAUUUGUGCACGGCUGCUGAAAAUAGCCGCGGGCGUGUUCAGUCGGCAGGAAGCUGGGGAAGGUCCAGGACCUGCGUUUGUGCGGGAAACGUACGGUGACAGAUGGUGUGAGGACAGACAGCGCUGCUGACGGUCACUCGGGCCGCGGGGCGACCGGUGCCGACUGUCACUGCGGACACUGGCUCAUUGUUCAGAUGGACACAUCAGCUGAAGACAGAUGAGAAGAGCUGCUGGAGAACAGCUGCUGCGACGUUCAGAGGUGCAGAUAGUGUCAGUUUCAUGUUCAGAGUCACUGAAGAGUCAAACACGCUUUCACAACUGUUUGUUUGUGCGGCCAGACAUCUCAACUUCUGACUCGACCAAUCACAUGCUGCUCUUUUGAACUUCAUAUUCAUCAAAGAAUCCUGAACAAAAUGACGUCCCAACUCAGUCAUGUGAUUAUGGGGCGGGACUAUCUGUCUGACUGACCAAUGGCAGACGGGCAGCAGAAGGUUUUUCCAGCUUUUCCAACAUGUUUGGAAAGAAGAAGAAGAGGCUGGAGAUUUCGGCCCCUUCCAACUUCGAGCACCGCGUCCACACGGGCUUCGACCCGCACGAGCAGAAGUUCACCGGCCUACCGCAGCAAUGGCAGAGUCUGCUGGCCGACACGGCCAACCGGCCCAAACCCAUGGUGGACCCGUCCUACAUCACGCCCAUACAGCUCGCCCCCAUGAAGAUAUCUCCCAAGAAAGUCCGGUUGGCUGAGUCGCCGUUGCGAAAAACCAUUGUCCGUGGUAGCCGGCCGCCCAAGGACGCCUCCAUCAACGGCCUGCUGGAGGAGUUUGACAGCAUCUCCGUGACCCGCUCCAACUCUCUGAGGAAAGAGAGUCCGCCCGGAGCCCAUCAGGCCGGUGGCAGCAAACCAGCGUCUGCGUCCACGUCCAACGCCGGCGGGCCGGAGGAGAACGGCUUCGGACACUACUAUGGCCGCUACUCGUGCGACCUGGACAGCAGCAAGGACUUCUCACUAGAUCCGUACCGCGUCCAUGAUGGGGAGUGGCCGGUCGGACGGCACUACCGCUUCUCCCUCAAACAGAACGGCCAUCCCAUCCGGAGUCCCUUCUAUCCCGACGCCAUGCCGCAGAAGUCUUCGGACUACGCCAAGAUGCCUCCGGACUACCACGCCUACCUGGAGAGCAAGAUGCGGCUGUCCACCGACGAGAUGGCCAUGGGCGGGCGGAGGGACUACUACCGGGCUUCUCUGGGGGGAUCCAGUCAGGAUUACAGGGAACAGCCGCUGGGAACGCCGUCUCGGGUCUCCAUCCACAGUGAACAGAUGACCUACCCCGACGGAGACUGGGGAUACGGAGCGGGACUGAGGGAGGACUACGACAAGAGGCCCAAGUCCUCAUACAUCAGUCAGACGAGUCCUCAGCCGGCCAUCCGGCAGCGCUCCAGGUCGGGAUCUGGCCUGCAGGAGCCCAGCGUGCCGUACGGCAUCAGCGCAUUUAAAGCGGCGCCGCAGGGGCCGUACAGCUCGUACACGUACCCCAGACUGUCAGAAAACACGUCUUCGCUCGUCAUAAGCAAGGGCGACUACGAGCGAGCGUCUCGGGACGGGAGUCCGCAGGUGCCGGGGGGCGAGGCAUACCCGCGCAUGCCCCUCAAACUACCUCAGAGCCACGGCAAGCCCGCUUACCCGGCCAGUUUCCAGUACCCACCGCCCUUCCACUACAAGCCGUCGCCGUACCACCACCCGCCGUCCCAGCCCAGCCCUCCCUACACCCCGCAGGGGGCGCACUCGCAGCCCUCCUCGCCCUACAUCCCGCCCGGCGCGUAUCCCCCCCCCAGCUGGGGCUCGUCCUCGGAGCAGCCGCCCUCCAGGGUUUCCCACGAGCAGUUCCGGGCGGCGCUGCAGCUGGUGGUGAACCCGGGCGACCCGCGCGAGUAUCUGGACAACUUCCUGAAGAUCGGAGAGGGAUCCACGGGCAUCGUGUGCAUCGCCACCGAGAAGCACAGCGGGAAGCAGGUGGCCGUUAAGAAGAUGGACCUGCGGAAACAGCAGCGACGAGAACUUCUGUUCAACGAGGUGGUCAUCAUGAGAGACUACCAUCACGAGAACGUGGUUGACAUGUAUAACAGUUAUCUGGUCGGUGAUGAACUCUGGGUAGUGAUGGAGUUCUUGGAGGGCGGAGCCUUGACUGACAUCGUCACUCAUACGAGGAUGAAUGAGGAGCAGAUCGCCACCGUUUGUCUGUCGGUGUUGAAGGCACUGUCGUACCUCCACACGCAGGGCGUCAUUCACCGAGACAUCAAGAGCGACUCCAUCCUGCUCACCAGCGACGGACGCAUCAAGCUCUCUGAUUUCGGCUUCUGUGCUCAAGUGUCCAAAGAGGUUCCCAAGAGGAAGUCUCUGGUGGGAACGCCGUACUGGAUGGCACCGGAGGUCAUCUCCAGGUUACCCUACGGCACUGAGGUGGACAUCUGGUCUCUGGGCAUCAUGGUGAUCGAAAUGGUGGACGGAGAACCUCCAUACUUCAACGAACCUCCGCUGCAGGCCAUGAGACGCAUACGAGACAACCUGCCGCCACGGCUCAAAGAGUCUCAUAAGGUGUCGUCGGUCCUGCGAGCCUUUCUGGACCUGAUGCUGGUGCGCGAGCCGUCCCAGCGUGCAUCAGCGCAGGAGCUCCUGCAGCACCCGUUCCUGAAGAUGUCCGGACCGCCGUCCUGCAUCGUUCCUCUGAUGCGGCACUACCGGCACCGCUGAAGCACCGCUGGAGCCACGCAAGCGCUUUCAUUAUUACCAGAACAGCAGGGCGGUGGCGUCUCGGGCCGCUGCCGUUCGGUUUGAUCCCGCGCCGGAUCCGUGCGGCGAUACAGUAGAGUCUCUUAACCAACAAGCGUCUUUUUCACUGUCGUCUUCUCACGCUAACUAUUUUAGAGCAAUUGUAAGUUUUACUUGUACAGUUUUGAUAAACAGCAGUAUUUUUGUUGUGAUGUUAUCAUGGUGAAAUGGGCAGUAUUACAUAGAACUUGAGAGUUUCUGCAAAAUAAUAUUAAUAAUAAUGAUGAGAAUAAUAAAAAACUUUCCUACUGUUUAUAUUUAAUUUUUUUGAAGAUGGUCAUUUAAACUUCCUGUUGCAGACAGAUGAAUCUGAAUAUAUUUAUUUAUUCUACAUUUGUAGAUACUGCCGCCCGUCACGCCAGAGUUUUCUACGCUGUAUUGAUUUCUGAUUUCUCAGUAGUGUGGCCUUUUUCAUUCUCAUCGUUGGACGACAACCCGUCUGAUCGUGUUUAAAUCACCAACACUUCAUUCAUCCGACCUCUAGCAAUAUUAACGUGUUUGGCACAAUAAUCAAUCACGCGUGUUUUCUAGUCUCCGUCUCACCCGUGUCUCAUUGGUCACUGUGAUCUGUAAAUAUGAACGUGUGUUUCUGGCAUCACCUGUAGAAAUAUACAGAUCCAGCUGUCAUGUUGCUUUUGUACAGUGAUCUUGCAUGUGUGUCACGAAAAGCUGCUUUCAAUAAAAAACACAAAUACGUC
This is a messenger RNA of Megalobrama amblycephala (Wuchang bream), 3990 nucleotides long. RefSeq names its product p21 protein (Cdc42/Rac)-activated kinase 5 (gene pak5). The record is from RefSeq and is a predicted model, not a curated record. NCBI's taxonomy places the organism in Eukaryota, Metazoa, Chordata, Actinopteri, Cypriniformes, Xenocyprididae. Gene Ontology annotation, cellular component: cytoplasm. Gene Ontology annotation, molecular function: ATP binding; protein serine/threonine kinase activity. The coding region runs from base 980 to 3214 and encodes 744 amino acids. The transcript is spliced from 11 exons. Gene Ontology annotation, biological process: apoptotic process; cytoskeleton organization; regulation of MAPK cascade.